Molecule: messenger RNA, 459 nt
Organism: Pseudophryne corroboree (corroboree frog)
Lineage: Eukaryota; Metazoa; Chordata; Amphibia; Anura; Myobatrachidae
Product: zinc finger protein 664-like
Exons: 1
Coding region: 1-459 (152 amino acids)
Source: RefSeq, a predicted model, not a curated record
AUGAGUCACACAGGAGAGAAACCACAUCUGUGCUCUGAGUGUGACAAAAGCUUUACAUGGAAAUCAGGGCUUCUCAUACAUCAGCGGAUUCACACAGGAGAGAAACCAUUUACAUGUUCUGAAUGUAGCAAAUGUUUUUCCCAGAAGUCAUCUCUGGUUGUACAUCAAAGGAGUCACACAGGAGAGAAACUAUUUAAAUGCUCUGAAUGCAGCCUGUGUUUUACUGAGAAACAACAUCUUGUAAGACACCUGAGGAUUCACACAGGAGAGAAACCCUUUACAUGUUCUGAAUGCAGCAAAUAUUUUUCCCGUAAGUCACAAUUAGUUACACAUCAGAGGACUCACACAGGAGAGAAACCAUUUAAAUGCUCUGAGUGCAGCAUGCAUUUUACUGAGAAUCAAGAUCUUGUUAAACAUCAGAGAAUUCACACAGGAGAGAAACCAUUUAAAUGCUCUUAA